AUGGGAGGUGGUUUGGGAGGGCUGUGUAUCGGUGUUGGUGGCGCUGAUGCUGUUGAUGUGAUGGCUGAUAUUCCUUGGGAGUUAAAAUGUCCUCAGGUAAUCGGUGUGAAAUUGACGGGCAAUUUGUCGGGUUGGACUUCCAGUAAGGACGUCAUCCUUAAAGUGGCUGACAUACUCACUGUGAAAGGUGGAACUGGUGCUAUUGUGGAAUAUUUUGGCCCGGGAAUUGAAUCAAUUUCGGCGACUGGUAUGGGUACCAUAUGCAAUAUGGGAGCUGAAAUAGGUGCAACAACUUCGGUAUUCCCCUUCAACGACAGCAUGGUGCAGUAUUUGAAGGCGACGAAGCGAGAAGCAAUCGCAACUGAAGCACUUAAAUAUAAGGGGAAUUUGAGCGCCGAUAGUGGCGCCGAAUAUGAUAAGUUAAUUGAAAUUGACUUGGACACGUUGGCACCGCAUGUGAACGGGCCAUUCACGCCCGAUCUUGCGCAUCCCAUCAGUUUACUUGGUAAAAAUGCGAAAGCCAAUGGUUGGCCACUGGAAAUAAAAGUUGGUUUGAUUGGUUCCUGUACAAAUAGCUCAUACGAAGAUAUGACGCGCGCUGCAAGUAUUGCAAAACAGGUAUGUUGCACUCAGCACGUAUUGCCUCUAAUUAGUUCAGAAAACCCGUAA
Gongylonema pulchrum is the source of this 669-nucleotide messenger RNA. NCBI's taxonomy places the organism in Eukaryota, Metazoa, Nematoda, Chromadorea, Rhabditida, Gongylonematidae. The record is from the annotation of a GenBank genome assembly.